This is a messenger RNA of Dunckerocampus dactyliophorus (ringed pipefish), 15194 nucleotides long. It is a transcript of the gene pvrl2l, whose product is annotated as PVR cell adhesion molecule related 2 like. The record is from RefSeq and is a predicted model, not a curated record. The coding region runs from base 149 to 1741 and encodes 530 amino acids. NCBI's taxonomy places the organism in Eukaryota, Metazoa, Chordata, Actinopteri, Syngnathiformes, Syngnathidae. The transcript has 7 exons.
GCCGUCAGUCCCGAGGAAGGCGAACACUCCGCGCAGGUCGUCUCCUCCUCAACUUGCUUCUCUCGAACCGCUCAACUUCAACGGAGCCGGGAAGGGAAUAACGCGGACCGCUGCCGUGGAUUGUUGUUUCCGUGCAUCUACCUGAUCCAUGGCGAGACGCGACGCUCACGCCAGGCUGCCGCCGCCGCCGCCGCCGCCGCUGCUGCUCCCACUGGCGGCGGCUUGGCUCCUCCUCUGCGCCCGUCAAGGGGUUGGCGCUCAGAAGGUGCGCGUGGAGGAGGAGCUGGAGGCGUACCCCAACGAGUCCGUCGAUCUGCGCUGCCAGUUCAUCGACGGCGGAGGCAAAACCAAACUGACCCAGGUGUCGUGGAUUUGGGAGCCCGCUGAUGGCCAGAGGGACAACAUUGCCGUGUACCAUCCCACCUACGGCCAGAGUUUCCCCAACUUGUCCUUCAAAGACCGGGUCAUCUUCCUGCACCACAACCUGGAGAACCCGUCCAUCAGGAUCUCCGACCUGCGGAUGUCCGACGCGGGCCGCUUCACCUGCGAGUACGCCACCUACCCGUCCGGGAACGAGCAGGGCACCACCACCCUCGUCAUGCUCGCCAAGCCCAAGAACUCUGCCAAGGUGGUGACGGUGCAGGCGGGCACCAAGGCGGCGGUGGUGGCGCAGUGCGAGGCGGCCGACGCCAAGCCGGCGGCGACCAUCAAGUGGCUGGCGUCAGUCGGGGGAAACCACUCCACCAGCACCGCCAACGGGCCGGACGGCACGGUGACAGUGCGCAGCGAGUACCGGCUUGUGCCCACGCCGGCUGACAACGGCAGGGAGGUGACGUGCAUGGUGGACCAGCGCACACAGGACAAGACCUGGAUGCACCCGCUCAGGCUCUCUGUGGAGUACCCCCCCUCCGUCUCCAUCGAGGGCUACGACCACAACUGGUUCGUCGGCCGCCUGGGCGCCACGCUUGUCUGCACGGCCAACGCCAACCCGGCGCCCACCACCGUCACCUGGACGGCGGCGUCCGGCCCCCUGCCGAACACGGUGGAGGUGGACGGCAACAAGCUGACGGUGAGGAAGGUGGACGAUGGCGUCAACACCACCUUCAUCUGCGAGGUCAAGAACAAGCACGGCGCCUCCAGGCACCAGAUCACCACCCACAUCAUCGAAGCCUUGGAGGACCCGUCCAGCACCGGCGUAGUGGCGGGCGCCGUGAUCGGCUCCCUCCUGGCGCUGCUCUUGGUAGCGGCGCUGGUGGGCGUGCUGCUGACACGAAUCCGCCGCCGGGGAAACCGCGCCUUCUCCGGGGACUCGGCAGUGGGAACGGGCGGCGGGGCCACCGAUUACGGCAACAAGGCCUGCCUGCUGUUCGGCGGCGAGGGCAAGAACAGCGGCGGCGGCAACAACGGGCCGGCGUACACGUACCGCGAGGGCUGCGACAACGCCGGGACGCUGACGGAGAAGGCCAACGACUUCCACCACCACCACCGCCUCCACCACCACCACGCCGGCGCCAGGCCUUCUGCCCACGACAUCCUGCUCAGCGGCCAGCUGGAUGAGGCCGAGAGGAGGAAGUUUGACGACAGCACGGAAGAGGAGGAGGAGUGCUAUGAUGGGAACACCCUCCCGCCGGCCUACCGCAUCCACAGGGGCCGUGGCGGCGAGGAGGACAUGUACCUGGAUGAUGACAUGGAGUCUCAGAGGGACGGAUCCGUCAUUUCUCGGACCGCCAUCUACGUCUGAGUCUGGAAGGCUGAAGGUGUUUGACCUAUGAAUCUGACGAGGGCGCCAUGUGACACUCUGACUGGAAGGAAACAUGACACCGCCCGUGACACAUAAAAACCAUGGACCUCAGCGCCGCUUGUCGCUGUCGUGUUCUUCUUCCUCCGGCUUCGCGAGUGAUCGUGUGACUUUGUAGUUUCUUGCCUUCUCGUGUCGGCGCAGCGAGAGUCGCUAACGUGCUAACGUGCUAACGUGUGGCCGCUGUGCUGUUAAUGCCGUCGCUGUUGUCGUAGAUGUCGUCGUCGUCGUCCGUUGUUGUUGUGUAGCCGUGUUGAUCUCGCUAGGGAAGAGAAUUGCUUCGGGUUCCCCAUCAGGUCGCUAAUGACACGCAGGAUGGGUUUAAAUAUAAACUGUGUAUGCUUUUCCUCCUCUUCCUCUUCAUGCAUGCCGAUCUAUAAGUUCCAUCUCCGUCUUGUGCCUUGUUUACACAAUGGCCGCACACCCAUAGCUGCUAUUUAUAGAAGCCAAUCAUUGGCUUUUUUUCCACAUCCGGCAGAAUGGACCUCAUUCAGCGUCCUUCUUCCUAAAUCCUCCUUCGCUCACGCAUCCUUUUCCAGAAGAUUGCCGCUUUCAUUCCUAUUUUACUCUUCUGGGAUUUGUCCCAACAAAUCCUACAAACGGAGUACUUACACACUUUGGGACGCCGGCACAGCUGAGCGAUGAUAACUUUUGUAUUCUUUGGAUUAGGAUUUUAAUUACAGUUGUAUCGUCAUCAUUUUUUUAAAUUUUUAACAUCUGUUGUUGUGUCUCAAUUGGCUCGCUUCCAUACUUGCGCUUAGCACGCUCUCGGUGGCCAUAAAAGGAAAGAAGCGGGUAAAUAUUGAAAUGGUCGUUUCCAGUAAUGGAUUUGGGGCAGCACUACACUGGCAAAAUUUGUGCACUUAGGAAGUAAGUACACAGUGUACACGUGUACUUAUUGAAGUGUACUGAUGGAAGUAUUCCAUAUUGGCGCACGUUAAAUGAAAUGACAUUACUUAAACUACACAUUUUUCUUGUUAGAUUGCAACUUUUUUUCUCAAUAUUUUGUUUUUAUUCUUGUCAAACUACUGCCGAUUUUUCCAUUUUUUGCCGUUUAAAAAAAUCCAAAUGUUGCGAUAAUGUUUUGUCUUGUCGAGUGGUUGCAAUUCACCUUUAAAAAGGAGAGAAACAGUCAUUCUUGCAACGACAGAAAUGCAUUUGGGACAGCACUACACUGUCAAAAUUUACGCACUUAGGAACUAAAUCAACUUCUUGUCAAUAUUUUCUUACUUUAUUCGUGUCAAAUGACUGCACAUUUUUAUUUUCUUGUUAAAUUAUAUUUUUACCACGUGCCACGGAGGGCCAAUAAAAAAAAUAGCCGCAAAUAUCCCCCCGGGCCGCACUUUGGUGUAAUGGUACACGCUGCUCCCUGUCAAAAAAAAGCAAAUAAAGUCACAACAAAUUCACUUUUAAUGAUUGCACAAUUGAGAAGUUGGCAGAUAUUUUCUCAGGCAAUCUAAAUGUUGGCGAUAAUGCUUUGUAUCGUGGUUGCAAUUCAACUUUAAAGAGAGAAGAAGUCAUUUUUGCAAUGAUAGAAAUUGAUUUGGGACAGCACUACACUGCCAAAAUUCCCACACUCUAAGUACAAAGUGUACUUACUGAAGUGCACUGAUGGUCGUCUUCCAUUUGAGACACACUAAUGGUGAACCCACCGUUACGUUCCUGUUAGAGAUCAGACGCGACAUUUAAGCGGGAUGCAUGUGCCCGGAUGGAAGUACUGCCUUCACCGUGUCCCACCCCCUCCCCCGUGUUCUGAUCGGGCUCCCUGCAGCCUCAUGUCCUUCAGUGGGGAAAGUGGGGACGUUUAUAUGAUGGUAACGAAGUAGGACCAUCUGGCACUGAUGCCCAGCUUACACUCUAAGGGUGCGUUCACACUUGUCGUGUUUGGUUCACUUAAAAGCAACUCAAGGUGAAAAUCACAUCACAUACGUCGUCCGAUCCAUUUAAGAUUAUGCUUAACUGAGAUUACUCAUGAAAAUACAAAUGUGAAUGCUAACAGGACCGCACUGAAGUGACCAUCAAGGCUGGUUAGCAUCCUGCCGGUUGGGAGUCUCGGGGUCUUGUUCACGAGUGAGGGAAGGCUGGAUCACCGUCGUGGUGAAGAGAGAGCUGAGCCGGAAGCCAAAGCUCUUGGUUUACGGGUUGAUCGAUGCUCCUACCCCCACUUUCAUGGAUACAAGCAACUGAAAUGUGCUUCCUCCGUCGGGUGGCUGGACUCACCUGAAGAGAUGUUGGAGCACCUAGGGACUCAGCACCCUUUGGGUUGGGAAUGGGGUCUUGCCCCAGGUGGAGGAGUCCAGGCAUCUCAGGGUGUUGUUCAUGAGUGAGGGAAGGCUGGAGUUUGAGAUUGACGGGUGGAGCUGUGCAGCAUCUGCAGCAAUGUGGUCGCUGUGUGAGAGCUGAGUCAGAAGGCAAAGCUCUCAAUUUACAGGUUUGUACCUUUACCUAAGUUCACAAGCUUUGUGUAGUGUCCGAAAGAGCAAGAUCCUGGAUACUAGCGACUGAAAUGAGUUUCAUCCGUCAGGUGGCUGGAAGGCAGGAGUGUGAGAUCGUCAGGCAGAUUGGCACAGCGUCUGCAGUAAUGUGGUUGCUGUACCGGACGAUCGUGGUGAAAAGAGAGCUGAGCCAGAAGGCAAAACUCUGGAAUCUACAGUGCUACCCUCGCCUAUGGUCACGAGCUUUGGGUAGUGACCAAAAGUGACUGAGAGGAGUUUCCACUGUAUGGAGGAAAAGGGUGGCUUCCCCCCUUGAGCUCUUGUCCCAGGUGGAGGAGUAUCUUCAAAUGUUGUUUACGAGUGAGGGCAGGCAGGAGUGUGAGAUCGUCAGGUGGACGGCCGCAGCAUCUGCAGUAAUGUGAGUGUUGCACCGCUGAGGCGGAAGACAAAUCUCUCGAUUUACGGGCCAAUCUAUGUUCCUACCCUCACCUGUGGUCACCAGCUUUGGGUAGUGACCAACUGAGCAAGAAGGCAGAUACAAGCGGGCAAAAUGAGGUGUUCCGGGCAUGCCCAAAUGGGAGGAGGCCCCGGGGUAGACCUGGGUUGUGCCUUGGUCUCCCCCCGGGGGAGCUGAAAGAUGUUGCCAGAGACCUGGAAGUCUGCCCCGCAGCCCAGACUGGAUAAGCGGAAGAAAAUGGAUGGAUAGCCUGGACCGGAUUACCGGACUACAAGUGUGAACGCACUCAAUAGAACCUUCUUCAGAAAAUACGAAUGAGGCCUGUCGCUAGGUUGAUCUGACAGUUGUGGACGUUGCACCUACUGAAAGUGACAAGUCGCAGCUCUUUUGACAUCCAUGUCUUCCUCGUCUUUUUUUGUUUGUUUGUUUGUUUUUUUUCCCCCUGUCCUGUCCGGCCUUUAAAGCAGAUAGAAUUGUAGAUCUAAAUGCCGUCAAGUGCUCAACAGAUUUACUCUGCCAGGGAGAAGUGUGAUAUACACUUCCCGUGUUAUACAGAAUUUAUUUGACUUUGACGCUUGUUAUUAAGCAAAUUUGGAGCAAGAAGAAGAGAAAAGAAAACGGGGGGGGGAUGAGAGGGGGACAAAAAAAAGAGGACAAGAGACAAGGACAACAGCAGCAACAACAAUUGUGACAACAAGAACAGAACAACAGAAACAUACAGAACGACAUCAGCAAAUAAAUGUCUGUGAUGACUAUAAAGACGAACAAGGACAUAAGGACAAAGGACAAAUCAAUAUUAACAACCACAAUGACAACGCUGUCAAUGACAAUCACACUUAAAUAGUAGUCAUGAAAUGAUGAACUAUGAUAGUGAACACAAUGAUAAUACUGCAUUGAAACAGUCACACAUAAUAGUAGUCAUGAAAUGAUGAACUAUGAUAGUGAACACAAUGAUAAUACUGCAUUGAAACAGUCACACAUAAUAGUAGUCAUGAAAUGAUGAACUAUGAUAGUGAUCACAAUGACAAUACUGCAUUGAAACAGUCACACAUAAUAGUAGUAAUGAAAUGAUUAUCUAUGAUAGUGAACAGAAUGAUAAUUACUGUAAUGCACAUCAUUGUAAAAAAAAAAAAUUUAUAGUCAUACUGCUGAAAUCACCGUCGCUGUAAUAAAACCAACAACAUAAUAACACCCUGGUUAACUCAGUGAGUAAUGUGGGGAAGUACGUAUGUACUGUGAGUGUGCAUAUGUACAGGUAUCUCUGUAUGUGAGGAAGACUUCAUAUAUAUAUAAAGGUGCAGGAAUGUGUGGGCGUGUAAUUGUCACUGAGAAUGCAUGAAAGGAAAGGGGCCGCCCUCCACCUCCCAGAGAGCCCCGCCCCAAAUAGCCUGGCCGAGCCCCCACCGCCAGAAGGCCACCAGGCCCACAGGGGCAGGCAGCACAAAGAUCAGUGCCCCAAGAGCCAGCCCAGAGAGCCCUCCCCCCGUGAAGACCAGCAAGGGGCCAAAGAGAGGUAAUCCCAGCCAAAGACAGGUUUCCAGCGGGCCGGAGUACAGCCAACCCCUGAGACCAGCGAGAGAUCACACCCCACAAAGGCAGACAAGUACCGGGGGCCACAAACCGGCAGGCCCAGAGAUGCCCCCACAACCGGAAAGAAGCCCGCCCACGCCGGAAGCGCCAAUUCCCCCCCGACCGCCACCCCCACCCCCAGGGAGCGGAGUCCGGCCCGCCCCGGGCCAACCCCCGCCCGACCCCUGACACAGGGCCGCCCCGCCCAGGGAUGCAGGAGGCACACCCUCCACCCACCCGGCGGAGGCACGGGCGGCAGAGAUGUAUCACCCAGCACCCGACCCCACGGAACAAACCCCUGUAUGCCCCCCCCCAAAAAUAAAUAACUAAAAUAAAUAAAAAAAUAAAAGUACACAGACACACGCACGCACAUACACACUCCUACGCACCCACGCGUACGCACAUACACACACACACACACACAUACGCACGCACGCACGCGAACACACACACACACACACACACACACACGCGCACACGCACACGCAGUGGUCGACUGCCCGACACUCGGAAGCCUCGCCCUAUCCCCCGUUGGUAACCCAAGGAGCAGCGGAGCCGGGGACCCCGGGGUCCCAGACAUACAAUCCAGAACCCAGGCGCGGAGAGUGGGGACCGCCGGGGAGCAGGAAGACACCAGGCCACACCCUCCCAACGGUAGGACGCUGCCAGCAAGGCAGACAGAGGAGUCAGCGAGGAGGAAAGCGGGAAACUGAGCAAGCGGGCGGGAAAACGGGCGAGCGGGCGGGAAAACAGGCGAGCAGCCAGGCGAACCACCACACAGCGGCAACCGACACCCGCGGGCCAGCAAACCCCGGAGAGGGAGAGCACCAGACCCGAGAAGGCGAGACCAGCAGCAGACCAGCCAACGGACCCCACAAACCACCAGAAGCCAGACCAGCCACAUGCCACCAGAGCCGACAGCGCACCACUCGUGCACCGGAGCCCCACCCCCGACAAGCCCGCAGACAGACCGGGGAAGGCGAGGACACAGACAGCGGCCCAGCAGAGCACAAAGCGCAACGGCGACAAACGCCCAAGCGCCCGGCAGAGCACAACCCCCCCCAGCGGGCCCGGCCCCAGGGCACACGCCCCCCGCCACCCAGGCCCACAGUACUCGCAAGCAUGACCAAGCCCCAACCACCAGUCGGCCCGGCGCCCCAGCAGCCGCCGCAGCACAGCAACCACAAGCCCCCGUGGCAGCACAUGGGCCACCCGCAGCACCGGCACCGCCCCCCGGAGACCGCCGAACCCACCCCAAGAGCGCAGAGGCGCCCGCGGCACGUGUCAGUGCAGGGGAAGCACCGCAAGCCGCCCCCCCGGUGCAAGCCCCGUCAUCAACAGGCCCCAGAGGGCCAACCCAGGGAAAGGCAGGCGAACCAGACAAAGGCAUCCCACAAGCCAGGCCACCCCGGGCAAGCCACUGCGACGGCCAGGCACCCCGCCACACCACCGACCCUGGCGGGCAGGCGCCGCGGAACAGGCACGAGGCACCCCAAUCCAGCCCGCCCCACUCGUGUAUAUGUGAUAUGGUGUGAUUGUGUCUAUUAUGCAAUUUAAAAAAUAAUAAAUAAAAUAAAAUAAAAGAGGACAGCUAUGAAGAGCUGGUCUCUGUGUCCCUGAGGGGCGUAUCUGUGUGCAUGUAUAUGAUAGGGGUGUAUGUGGAUGAUAGCUAAUGAUGCAGUUAAAAUCGGAGGACAGCUGCCGCUCGGAGGGCCCCUCACCUGACCAGCCCCCCCAAACCCUAAGUGUCUACUCUCCGAUUAAAAUUUUGGGGCGACAGGUCAGUGGCACGGCAGGGGCAAAGGAGCCCCGCAAGGCAGCUCCCCUCCCCAACCACGCACCACCCACCACAGCCCAGGCUCGGGCCCUACCCGGCCCGCCAGGAUGCCCAGUCCGGCCCACCCAACUCCCCAGAGGCGAUACCCCCAGCGCCCCCCAACACCGGAGUCCCACCAGAGGUAGUGUCCACAGCGCCACCCCCAAACCGCCAAACACCACGGACCAGCCAGACACCAGCACGUAGCAGGGAACGCCGGCCAGCCCCCCGCCAGCCCCACCCCCAAGCCCCCGGCCAAAGCCACCGCCGACCGCCCCACCCCGGAGCAAGCAUCCCCCCCGCCGAUCCCGGCCAGCGCCACGCGGAAGGUGCCCGCCCCCACGCGCACCCACACGACCACCCGCCCGCGGCCCCCACACCCCCGCCCACCAAGCCACAGCGGCCCCGUCCCUGAAGGGAGAAAGCAAGGGAUCCCCCACCCCAGCACCACGCACCCCCCACCCCGAGCCUAAACUGCACAUUUGCGACCCCCUACCUCCGCGUCCCCGGUCACCCGGGGGACAGCCACAGGCGCCGGAGGACAACAAUCAGCUCCCACCUGUCACACAUACACCACACACAUAAAUCGGUAAAAUAAAAUAAAAUAAAAAAAUUUAAUUAAAUUUAAAAAAUAAAAAUAAAAAGGGGCAACCAAAAGGGGAGAUAGCUCCGCAGGGGCAGCUGGGCUCAAGCACCCGCGCCCCCACCAGGGGGAGAGGCCGGCCCCCACACCCCACACCGGACGACCCCACGCGGCAGCCGAGCAGGAGGGCCCAGGGCAGACCCCGCCCCACCCCCAGAGGCAAAGGAGGCGAGGGAGAGCCAGCGCCACCAGCCGCACACGGGCCCGCCCAGCAGCAGUAGGCGCCCGGCACCCGCAGGAUGCAGCACCUCGCCCACCCACCACCCCGGAGGUCAACCAACGCCGCCCCCUGGACGACGCCCCCGCCCCAUCACCCGACCCGGACCCCUCCCCACCCCCACUCACCAGCCAGGCAGCCCAGCAAAGAAGACCCGGGACACCAAGCCCGCCCCCGCCCGCCCCCGAGGUACCAGGGCCACCCAGCGACCAGGACCACACCCCAUGCCAGAUGAACAAGACCCCCAGGGGCAGAGACAGACGCCCUCACCCCCCCCGAGAGUCAGGUCAGGGAAUUAAUUAUUGGUGCCCAUAUAGACUGAAAUUCUGACAUUUGUUCCUUAAAUUCAGCAGACAUUCUCUCCAUAGCUAUAUGAUCUAACAAAAGACUUUUGUAGUAGUAGUAGUAGUAGUAGUACUUUAUUAAUCCCACAGCAGGGAAAUUCAUCUGUUACAGCAGCAAGCAAGAUACACAAGUAUGUACACAAGUAAAGAAUGCAUAGUCAUAGACAAUGCAUGCAAUGCAUAGACAUAGUGAAUACAAAAUGGUUCAGGUGUUGUAGAGCCUGAUAGCGGUCGGUAUGAAGGACCUGCGGAACCUCUCCUUCUUACACCGUGGGUGUAACAGUCUGCCGCUGAAGGAGCUGCUAAGGGAAACAUCAGUGUCAUGUAGGGGGUGAGAGGUGUUGUCCAUGAUGGAUGUCAGCUUAGCCAACAUCCUUCUCUCCCCCACUUCCUCCACGGAGUCCAGAGGACCGUCCAGGACAGAGCUCGCUCUCCUGAUCAGCCUAUUGAUCCUGCUCCUGUCCCUGUCCGUGCUGCCCCCUCUCCAGCAGCCCACAGCAUAGAAGAUGGCUGAGGCCACCACAGAGUCAUAGAAGGUCCGUAAGAGAGUCCUGCACACACCAAAGGACCUCAGUCUCCUCAGCAGGUGUAAAGAGCUAUGUUCACUUUCUUCCUUGAUUUCCAAUUGAUGAGAAUGGUUUUCUUGGCGAUGCUUAAUGCAAUGAUGAGAAGCUGUGUUUGGUUUGUUUCUACAUCAAUUGUGGAGAGAUCGCCCAGCAGGCAUAGUAAAGGGGAGGUAGGAAUGGAGAACCCAAGUGCCAAAGAUAGGUCCUCACACACUCUGUGCCAAAAAUUGUUCACGGGAGCACAGGUCCACAUGGAGUGUAAGUAGUCAUCUAUUUAUGCCUUCCUUGUCUACCGCUUCAUUUGCAUCACGUAUCUUUUGCAGAGGAGAGACAACGUGAAAAAGUGAUCCGUUCCGUGUUUUGGUUGCUGAACUUGUAAGUCAAUAAAUGACCAAGGGCUGUGUGAGUAUUUUCCCAGUCAAGUGGCUGUGCUUGAUUUUGUGCUACGCUAGUCCUGCGGUGUCGUCUGCUAGCUGGUAUUUUUGGAUGUGUGAGGACAACCUGGAAAGGCGGGGGACAUGUUCUCGCCUUCUAGGAAUACUAUAAGAUCAAAAAGGAAUAGCUGUGUGAGCGUGAAAAGAAGGCUGAUCUUGUCGUACAAAGGAAGCCAUUAGCAGCUUUUGCGUCUGCGUUUUGCCGGGUGUUUAUUGUCUCUGAACAGCUUCUGUCGCCCGUUUCAUCCGGAACGUUCCGCCGCCUUCCUCCUAACUGGCAGCUUGUAGCGGCUUGGCAAAGCGAUGUGAAUAAAAAAGACGCCGUCGUCACGUGAAAGUGUUUGUUGUAUCGCUGCCAUCAUCUCCAAAAGGGCGCGUUCACGCUGCCUCCCUCGCCCCAAAAGGGAGAGCGAGAGAAAAAAGGACUUUUCUUAAUGCAGUUUGGAGGAUCUUUCACACUAUAAAUAAAAAUCCCUGACGGAGGCUGCGGUUUCAUCUCUUUCUAGCACCUUUUGUUAGACUGGUGCAGGCCUCAGCAGUUCUUCUCUCUGGUGGAUUCCCGCACUCCCGAGUUCCAAAGAGUCAACGGGGAUCAGGACUUUGCUGCCUAAUUAGUGCCAGAGCCUUUGCAGCGUGCAGGCGCCCUUAGGGAGAUCUGACGGAACUUUUUCUCUGUUUUUGUUUUUUCACAACUCAUUUUAUUAAAAGACUGUGGUAAUGAAUGAAGCUGAGCUGUGUUGUGAUUACCUACGAUGCACCAGGAGGCACCUGCUCCUGGAUGGGGGUCUUCUCGGCAGCAGGUCUCACAAUUCCAUCACAUCGUCAACCUUUGACUUCAGCAAAUAGUCAAGAAUAAAAUGUUGGUGCUGGUCAAACAUCUUCUAUAAGACAUGAACGCUGUGUUGUUUUUUGGCAGUCGUCUGCAAAAAUACUCAUCUGUCAGACAGGAGCUUUCUGCUGUUUUUAGGAAUCUGCUACAAAAGCACUCAUCGAAAAUCUUCUAUAUGUCAAGUGCUUGUCAAAGAUCCUCUAUAUGACAGGAGCGCCCUGCUGUUUUGGGGAAUCUGCUAUGGAACCGCUAGUCAAAGAUCCUUUAUGUGAAAACGCUCCUCUCUUUUUAGGAAUCUGCUGCAAAAGUGCUGGUCAAAAAGCCUUUCUGUGACAAGCACUCUGUUUUUAGGAUUCUGCUUCAAAAGUGCUCCAUAAAUAUCCUCUGCGACAAGUGCUCUGCUGUUUUUAGGAACCUACUACAAAAGCGCUCGUCAGAAGUCAUUUCAAUGACAGGUGCCCUGCGAUUUUUAGGAAUUUGCUACGAAACUGUUAGUCAAAGAUUCUGUAUAUGACAAGGCUUUGCUGUGUUUUAGGAAUCUGCUACAAAACCAGUAGUCAUAGAUCCUCUAUGUAACAGGCGCUCUGCUGUUUUUAGGAAUCUACGACAAAAGUGCUUGUCCGAAACCCUUUCUAUGACAAGAGCUCUGCUGUUUUUAGGAAUAUGCCAAGAUUUAAAAUCAAAUGGUUUUGCUACUGAUGGGCAGUCGUUAAUAAUGAAUUCAUUGUAUUUUUACAAGACAAGCUGGGACCUGGAAAAGGCCCCCAGGCAGCACGUUGGACACCCCGGCCUUGAAAGCCACCUCAUGGACAAACGUUAAGACAGACGCCGUCAUCCGUGCCACACGUGCUUGCAGAACAGCGCCUCUGCCAAGUCGCUUGGCUGUCACGGGGCGAGCGUGGGGGUGGCGCCAUCGGUGAGGGUGGUCUCUUGGCGCUCCAUCUGGAGAAUUUGAUAUCACGCUGCCGAGGGAAAAGAAUAAGCAGCUAAAGAAUAGAAGAUGGAGGUGUGAAGAUACCACUAACGCAUCAACCAUCUCAGACCUCCCUGUGCUCUACGUGUGGGGGUGGGGUCAUCUUCUUGCUUAGCGUGGCAUCAUAGCCGCCAAUCAAGUGAAUAAAGAAGACUACACAAGAGAACAACAAUGGAGAACAUUGUUCUGGAAUAUUCUCCUUCAUUGUUUGCUCAGGGCAGUGAAGCCACACAACGGGACUGUUCGGGUUGCAUUAGAAGACGUUUUGCCUCUCAUCAGAGCAGGCUUCAUCAGUUCUUGCUCAAAGACUAGCUAGGAAAGUUGUCAUCUGACUAGCAGCCAGUGCUAGUCUAGUAUGCAGUUCAUGCUGUCUUACUUCUAAGACUAUGAGCAUGAAAUUAGUUACUAGAUAGGACGGCUCUAGUCCUAUCUGGUUCCUGCAUAGAGACUAGAUAGGACAGCUGUAUAGCCUGUGACUGAUUAGAUAGCACAGCUCUAGUCCUAUCUGGUUCAUGCUCAAAGACUAGGUAGGACAGCUCUAUGACCUAUGACUGUUUAGAUAGCACAGCUCUAGUCCUAUCUGGUUCAUGCUCAAAGACUAGGUAGGACAGCUCUAUGACCUAUGACUGUUUAGAUAGCACAGCUCUAGUCCUAUCUGGUUCAUGCUCAAAGACUAGGUAGGACAGCUCUAUGACCUAUGACUCUUUAGAUAGCACAGCUCUAGUCCUAUCUGGUUCAUGCUCAAAGACUAGGUAGGACAGCUCUAUGACCUAUGACUGUUUGGAUAGCACAGCUCUAGUCCUAUCUGGUUCAUGAGUGACACCUCUCUUUGGUUCAUGCUCAAAGAAGAGAGCUGACCUAUCUAGUCAGACUACAGCUGUCCUACCGAGUCAGACGAGAGCUGUCCUAACUAGUCUUUGAGAAUGAACUGACUGAGUAGUUGUAGUCCUAUCUGGUUCUGGUAUUUGGUUGAUGCUCAAAGACUAGAUAGGACAGCUUAGGUCUUAUCUAGUCAUUGAGCAUUGACUGAUAAAGCCUGCUCGCAUGAGAGGCGAAACGUCCUCUCAGACAACCAGAACAAUCCAGAGAAUCCAAUUCCGGAAGUGGAUCCACCAACCAACACACUGCACUGUGGCUAGCUCCGCCCCUUUGGGCAACCUAACACCAGGGUGCCAAAAAGUGGUUCUCGUGAGCCGCGGGUCGGUAGACGGUGACUGUCCUUUUCAAGCAGGCCAAUUAGGGAGAAAAGGCGGCAACAUAUUGGCGACAGAUCGUUCCCAUUGUGAGCGACUGUUGAGCGUUUUCUCCCGGGAGCCUCUCGACUUCCAUCCUGCUCUUCCUCUUCGCCUCAGCACAAGCUGUUCUGGACAUGUUUUAUUCAGCAGAAGGCAUGAAAGAGUCGGGAAUUAUCUCAGUGCUACUGAGAGAGGAGGAGGAGGAGGGAGGCGGAAGAGGCCUAUUAGUUAUUGAGCCGGGCUUUUGUGGUUAAUCCCGAGAAAACCCGGCUUCUGUCAGGCCAGAUGAGAUGCCGACGGAUGGCGCGGCUCAACUUGCUGUCUUCCAGCGACGACGGAUGGCGCGGCUCCGUGAGCGCAUCGCUUCCCGACACGCGUGGGUGCUCCCUUUGGUCAUGCUGCACUUUCUUUCCAACUUGCUUUUUUCAAACCUUUAGAGACCUUUUCAUGUCAGUAAAUGGCCAAAACAGGACCUUUUUCAGUCCAAAGUCGAGGCUAAAGUGGAAACAUCUUCAAAGCACGGAGGAGACGAGAGGAGUGUCACAUUCCAACGAUUACGAUGCAAGGACGCACGCUGAUCUGCCAAAAAGCAUUAUCUUCUGAGUGGGAUUCUUUUACAGCAGGAUCUAUGUCAGCGUCUUGGACUUGAGCCAUAAAUGAUUGUGUUCCAACAAAGAAAACGACAACAAAAAACAUCAUCUGUAUUGCUCCUCCGUCAGCGGGUUUGUUUGUUUUUUUGUGGAAUUAUUUAACCGUGUCGGGUGAUCCUCCCCUGCGGGAAGGCUUUAGUCAGGAGUGGAGUCGGUGACGAGAAUAAACCAAACAUUUUUUCUUUUGGAGAUCAGAGAUGUGCUGACGACGGCCGACUUGCAUCCUUUUGUCAUUCUCACUUCUUCUGACGAAUAGCAUUGCUAUAGAUCCUCUAUGUGACAGGAGCGCUCUGCUGUUUUUAUCCUCAAUAUGAAAAGUGCUUUGCUGUUUUUAGGAAUGUGCUACAAAAGCGCCAGUCAAAGAUCAUCUACAGUAUAUGACAGGAACACUGAUGUUUUUAGGAACCUACUGCAAAAGUGCUAGUCGAAGAUCCUCCAUAUGACAAGCCCUUGUCAAAGAUCCUCUAUAUGACAGGAGCGCUGUGCUGUUUUUGGGACUCUGCGACCAAAGUGCUAGUCAAAGAUCCUCGAAAUGAAAAGCACUUUGCUGUUUUUAGGAAUGUGCUACAAAAGUGCUAGUCAAAGAUCCUCUAAAUGAAAAGCACUUUACUGUUUUUAGGAAUCGGCUGCAAAAGUGCUGGUCAAAAAUCCUUUAUGUGGCAAGCACUCUGCUGUUUUAACAAUUCUGCUAGAAAAACGCUUGGUAAAGAUCCUCUACAUGACAAGUGCUUUGCUGUUUGUAAGAAUAUGCUACGAAAGCUCGAGUCAAAGAUCCUCUAAAUGACAGGAGCACGCUGUUUUUUUUGGGGGAGUCUGCUAGGAAAGUACUUGUCAAGCGCUUGGCUGUUUUUAGGAAUCUGCUGCAAAAUCACUUAUUAAAGAUCCUCGACAUGAAAAGACCUCUGCUGUUUUUAGGAAUCUGCUAUGAAAGUGCACAUCAAAAAUCCCCUAUGUGAAAAGCACUUUGCUAGAUUUAGUAAUUUGCUAGAAAAGCACUUGUCAAAGAUACUCUAUAUGAAAGAAGUGCUCUUGCUGUUUUUAGGAAUCUCCUGCAAAUGUGCUAUUCAAAGACCGUCUAAAUGACAGGAGCAUUCUGCUGUUUUUAGGAAUCUCCUGCAAAAGUGCCAGCCAAAGGUCCUGUAUAUCACAGGAACAAUGCAGUUUUUAGGAAUCUAGCUACAGGGGGCGCCAAACUCUAAAUGCUUUAGUCAAGCAGGGGUGUCAAACU